AUGUACUCGACCACUGAGCAGGAGUCGAACGAGAAACGGUUGACGAAAACGGAAGACUCGCCACCAAAGCUUACUUUGGGUCAGAAGAUCAUGAAGGAAGUGCAACAUUAUUGGCACGGAACGAAACUUCUAGGUUUUGAAAUCAAAGUUUCGUCAAAACUGCUCAUCAAGAUGCUCGCAGGUUACGAAUUGACCAGAAGAGAGACCAAGCAAUUGACCAGAACAACGACAGAUAUCCUUAGACUAGUGCCUUUCUCUGUGUUCAUUCUGGUUCCUUUUGCAGAGCUUUUGCUGCCAGUGGCUCUCAAAUUGUUUCCCAACAUGCUGCCUUCCACAUACGAGUCAGAGAAGGACCGAAAACGGAAGACAUCCAAUUUGGCCAACACCAGACAAAAGGCAUCGGAGUUCAUCCAGAAGACUUUUCGUGAAAGCGGAUUAAUUUUGCCAACCAAGAUAGAUGAGGCUGAUAAAGAGCUGUUCGUUAAAUUCUUCAAAACAAUCCACAGAGGAGCAAAGCCCAGCCACGAGGAAUUGAUAAAAAUAGCGAGGUGUUUCAAGAAUGACCAAGUUCUGGAUAACCUCUCACGUCCGCAAUUGGUGGCCAUGUCAAGGUAUAUGGGAAUGUCCGCAUAUGGAACAGAUGAGAUUUUGAGAUACCAAAUUAGACACAAGCUUAUGCAAAUCAUCAAGGACGACCGUGCCAUAGACUACGAGGGUGUGGACAGUCUUACCGUCCCGGAGCUAAAAACUGCAUGUGCCUCACGUGGAAUCAAAACCACUGGUACGUCUCCAGCGCGUUUGCGGGAUGACUUGAGGAUUUGGUUGGACCUUCGAUUGAGACAAAAGAUUCCAUCCUCUUUGCUUAUUCUCUCCUCCACGUUCACAUAUGGUGAACAUGCUGACAGUUUCGAAAGCUACUAUGACGCACUGUUGGCAGUUCUAUCCUCUAUUCCAGAUGAAUUAUACAAUGUCGCUAAACUCGAAAUGUUUCAGGAUGAUGACGCAUUGAAGCUAAGCAUCCUCAAAGAGCAAGACGAGUUGAUCAAGGAAGAGAAUUUACGAAGCAAAAAUGUGAAGACUGGUCUGAAAGACGAUAUAAAUUUGGAUGAAUAUGAGGAAAAGAGAGACGAACAGGAUGAACAGAAGAGACUGAAGGAGCCAGAGGCACCAGCGUCGAAGGACAAGAUAGGGGAGGAGUCUAAAGAAACGGAGAAAAUAAAAGAAACAAAUAAAUAA
Ogataea polymorpha is the source of this 1236-nucleotide messenger RNA. RefSeq lists its product as uncharacterized. Bases 1 to 1236 code for a protein of 411 amino acids. Gene Ontology annotation, biological process: intracellular monoatomic cation homeostasis. The record is from RefSeq and is a predicted model, not a curated record. Gene Ontology annotation, cellular component: mitochondrial inner membrane. Gene Ontology annotation, molecular function: ribosome binding. Lineage: Eukaryota; Fungi; Ascomycota; Pichiomycetes; Pichiales; Pichiaceae. The transcript has a single exon.